Messenger RNA from Sinocyclocheilus grahami, 5588 nucleotides. RefSeq names its product tuberin-like. Gene Ontology annotation, biological process: positive regulation of GTPase activity; negative regulation of TOR signaling; regulation of small GTPase mediated signal transduction. Gene Ontology annotation, cellular component: cytoplasm; TSC1-TSC2 complex; nucleus. The record is from RefSeq and is a predicted model, not a curated record. NCBI's taxonomy places the organism in Eukaryota, Metazoa, Chordata, Actinopteri, Cypriniformes, Cyprinidae. Gene Ontology annotation, molecular function: GTPase activator activity.
CUCGCAGGAGUGAAGAUGAAUAAACAGCCCAGUAAAGAGUCUCUGCGGGACCGACUCAACGGGUUCUUUGGCAUCGGUUCGACUCGGCCCCACAGCAAACAGACCGAGAGCAAACCGUCAGAGUUCAUCAUCACGCUGGACAUCCUGAUGCAACUCACUCCAGAGUACAACCUCCACCACCGGAUCAGAGUCAUCAACCACGUGUGCGACCUCGCCAAAUCUAAGAAGUUUGAGGAGCAUGCGGUGGAGAACGUUUGGAAGGCCGUGGAGGACAUGAUGCAGCCUGAACAGCCGCCUGAAGCCCGUCAUGCAGUGCUGGUGCUGCUGAGAGCCAUUAUACAGGGACAGGGUGAGUGCUUGGGUCCGCGCAGAGCCUACUUCUUUAAGAUCGUUUUGGAUUAUCAGCCCUGUAAUGAAGAUCUGGCCGAGAGACUGGAGGUGUUCAAGGCCCUCACGGAGAACGGGAAAGACAUCACCUACCUAGAGGAGGAGAUCGCUCGGUUCGUCUUGCUGUGGAUGGACAUCGGUCUGUCAUCAGAUUUCUUGCAUGUCCUCGUGAACUUGGUCAAAUUCAACUCCUGCUACCUGGAUGAGAACGUCUCCCUCAUGGUCCAGAAAAUCUGCCUUCUGUGUAACCGGACGACUUGCUCCACAGAUAUUGAGGUUGCGCUGCAGGUGUUGGACGCGGUGGUGUGUUAUAACUGCCUGCCCUCUGACGCUCUGACGGUGUUCAUCAUCACACUGUGCCGAACCGUUAACGUGAAGGAGUUCUGUGAAUCCUGCUGGAAGUUGAUGCGUAAAGUGUUGGGCACUCACCUGGGUCACAGUGCCAUAUACACCAUGUGCCGUAUCAUGGAGGAGAGGGUGUACAGUGAGGACGCCGCUCUUCUCAGGGGUGCUGUGUUUUUUGUUGGGAUGGCCCUGUGGGGAGCUCACAGACUUCCUGCCCUCAAAAACACGCCCACACUGGUCCUGCCUUCCUUCUGCAAGGCCAUGAGCUGUGCUAAUGAGGUGGUGUCCUACGAGAUCGUGCUGUCGAUCAUCAGAGCUCAGUCCAUCCAGCCGGCUAAAGACGGAUGGCUGCAGAACCUGCUGAAACUCAUGGAGAAGUUCUUCAGGAAUGAGAGCCGUACUGUGAUCAGGAUCAAGGUUCUGCACAUCCUGUCCUUCGUGCUCAGCACAAACCGGCAGCUCUAUGAGGAGGAGCUGAUCGAGGUGGUGGUGAUUCCUCAGCUGGGUCAGAUCGCUGAAGAUCGAGAUCUGUCCGUCAGGAAACAAGCCACGCAGCUGCUGGUGGAUCUCGCCGAGGGCUGCAGCACGCACCACUUCAGCAGCCUGCUCGACAUCAUCGAGAAGGUUGCUAGUCGUCCGUUAAUGUGCUCUGUGGAGGGAGAGAGAGAGCUGUCUGUGGAGUCGCCCAUGGAGGAUGUCCGCACCGCUAUACUGGGUCUGCUAGACAUACUACAGUCGGAGAAAAGAGUGACUGAUAAGAAGCCAGCAGGAAGUGUGUCGCCGCCGACAGGAAGUCCCACACCGGUGGCUCCGCCCUCCUCCAUUCGCACUGCCUAUCUGCCCUACAGCCUGGCCUUCAGCGUGCUGCUACUGGGCCUGAAGAUGGAGACUGACUGGAAGGUUCUGAAGCUGGUUCUGGAUAAGAUGUCGUGCACCAUCCAGUACAAAGUUCUGAUCCUGACCUCACCGUGCAACAUCGAUCAUCUGUGCUCCACUCUCUGCUCGAUGGUGACAGACCGUCUGAUAUCGGAGCGUUUGAAGAAGACUCCUGAUGGAUUCUCCCUCACUGAUGUUCAGCUCGCUGUGGUUCCUGUUCUCACUGCCCUCACCUCCUACCACAGCUACCUGGAGCAGUCCCGACAGAGGGAGCUGGUUCAGUGUUUGGAGAAGGGCCUGAUUUACCGCUGUGCUAAGCAGUGUGUGGUGGCUCUGACCAUGUGCACCGUAGAGAUGCCCGACAUCAUGAUCAAACUCCUGCCUGCCCUCAUCGUCAAGCUCACGCACAUCUCGGCAACCGUUGCUAUGGCCUCACCCAUGCUGGAGUUCCUGUCCACAUUAGUGCGGCUCCCACAUCUGUAUGCUAACUUCGUAGCUGAGCAGUACGUUAGCGUGUUUGCCAUAUCAUUGCCAUACACCAACCCCUCAAAGUUUAAUCAGUACAUAGUGUCUCUCGCCCAUCAUGUGAUCGCCAUGUGGUUCAUACGCUGCAGACUGCCUUUCAGGAAAGACUUCGUUCAGUACAUCACCAAGGGUCUCCGUUCAAACGCUCUUCUGCCGUUCGAUGACACUCACGAGCAGAGCAGUUUUAGAGCACGCAGCACCAGCCUGAACGAGAGGCCUAAGAGUUUGCGGACGACCAAAGUGGCGAAGCAAGGCCCCAGUGCAAACUCUCCCGUUAAAGACCUGAAAGAUCUGUCGGCCAUGGACGCCUUCCGCUCCCGAAGCAUCAGUGUGUCUGAGCAUGCGGUGCGCAGCCGGAUGCAGACGUCCAGCACCACCUGCAGCCUGGGCUCGGCUGACGAGAACACGGUGAUGCAGGCGGAUGACGCGCUGAAGACCGUCCACCUGGAGCUGACGGAGACCUGUCUGGACAUGAUGGCGCGAUACGUCUUCUCCAACUUCUCUGCCCUGCCCAAGAGGUCUCCCAUUGCAGAGUUCCUGUUAUCCGGUGGCCCCAGUAUGACUUGGCUGGUUGGGAAUAAGUUAGUCACCAUAACGACCAGCGGCGGGUCACGAACCCAAGCCCUUCUGGGUCUGGACAUGGCAGAGAGACCUGGAGGAGGAGGAAUGACCAGGUCUGACCCCUCAUUACACACCCGACAGACGAAAGAGGCUCCUGCUAAACUCGAGUCACAGUCCGGCCAGCAGAUCGGCUCCAGCACUCGCACACGUGUCCGCUCCGUAUCAGGUGGUCACGCUCUGCGGGCCGGUCCGGCUCAGAGUCUCAGUCCGCUGGUGGCGUCUCCUGAGGGCGAGUACAGCGGCCCGCUGCCUCCGCCGGGCCCCCUGCUGGAGGUGCUGGGGUCUCAGAGGGGAGUGGAGGAGCACCCGGCACCCUCCUCCUCCCAGUCCUCAGCGCUGCUCAAAGAUAAGUUCAGCCUGGCUGAGUUUGUGCCCAUGCUGACGCAGGGCUGGGCCGAGAUCUUCAUCCGCAGACCCUCAGGUAACACCAGCUGGCUGAUGUGUCUGGAGAACCCGCCGAGCCCCUUCUCGUCUGAGCUGGGGAACGUCCCGCUGCAGGAGCUGUCCAGUGUGCUGAUGGCCAUGGAUGGGGUGAAGGAGCCCCAGAGCGAGGCCGCUGUGCCCCAGCCGCAGGGGAGGCCCUGCCCCAUCCAGCGCUCCAAAACCGAUUCAGUUGUGUUGGAGGAAGGUGGACGGAGCAAAGCGACUGUAUCAGCAACUGAGUCCAAAGAGCUGGAGGAGACUGAACCCAUCUACAUGAGCGCCGCUACAACACCAGCCGGCUUACUGAGCAGAUCCUCCUCAACAUCUAGUCAGGACGAUGAGAGGUCGACCCUGGAGGAGGUCAGUGAAGGCGGUAUCCCCAUCGAUCAGCCUCCGCCGGCCCUCUCCACUCCAGGACCGAACGAGUCAGACCUUAAUUUCAUACACGGCACCACCCUCAACAAAUCCAGCUCCUCCCCAGAGCUCCAAACGCUCCCAGAGGCCUUCACUAAGGCUGCGGCCCAGAGUGCCGCUGACGGAGAUGUGCUCAGCUCCAAGAUCCAGACGGUCCAUACCGCUUCAGAAAGGGAGGCCUUAGGAGAAAGCGCUUGGCCGGGAGAGAGCAUUAUAUCAGCCGGCCCGUCCAGCUCCAGCGCUAGCGUCUCCGUCUCCUCGUCCUCCACCUCCAGGAUGAGGCUGGAGUUUCCCACGGCCCAGCCGGGACCCCUGUCUCCCACCGGACACAGACCCCGCGGACACACCAUCUCAGUGUCUGCGCCCUCGUCCCGCAGGGAGCGGAAGAUGGACAGAGACUCUUACCACAACCGAGGAGGACCAUCCAACGCAGAGAAGAGCUCAGGACUCAGUCCCAGCUUUGUCUUCCUGCAGCUCUAUCACUCUCCAUUCUUUGGCAAUGAAGCCAACAAACCCCUCCUGCUGCCCAAAUCUCAGCUGAUUGAUCGUGCUGUUAAAGUCUUGGAUCAGAUGCCUCCGUAUGACACUCAUAAGAUCGGCGUUGUGUUUGUUGGAGCCGGUCAGGCUAAUAACGAGGUGUCGAUCCUGUCCAACGAGUACGGCUCCAACCGCUACGCUCAGUUCCUCACGGGCCUGGGAAAGCUCAUCCACCUGAAGGACUGCGACCCAGACCAGAUCUUCCUGGGUGGACUGGAUCAGUACGGAGACGACGGAGAGUUCACCUACUGCUGGCACGAUGACAUCAUGCAAGCGAUUUUCCAUAUAGCCACUCUGAUGCCGAACCGCGAGAGCGACAAGGGCUGCUGCAAUAAGAAACGCCACAUUGGGAACGACUUUGUGGUGGUGGUUUACAAUGACUCCGGAGAGGAGUACAAACUUGGCACCAUCAAGGGUCAGUUCAACUUCGCGGAGGUGCUUAUAAAACCUCUCGACUACGAGAGCAACCUGGUCACACUGCAGUGCCGGAAAGAUCUGGAGGGUUUGGUCGACACCAGUGUGGCAAAGAUCGUUUCUGACCGCAAUCUACCAUUGCUCGUGAGACAGAUGGCUCUGCACGCCAAUAUGGCAUCGCUGGUACAUCAGUGUAGAGCAAACCCAUCAGACGCCUACGCUUCAAAAUGGCUGGCAAGAUUGAGACACAUCAAGAGGAUCAGGACACGGGCUCAGGAAGAAAUUCAGUCACGCCCCACUCACGGAAUCUCUCUGACCCAAAGCCACGCCCCCAUGCAGAAUAAACCCGCCCACCAGCCCUCCGGCUCUGCUCCAAACCAGGAUGCCGGCCAGAGGAAGAGGCUGGUGUCAACCAUCGACGAUUUCACAGACUUUGUCUAGCGAGAGACCCGUGACGUGUUUUUAACUGAGACCAAUAGACGCUGCAUUCCCAUCAGUCCAGACGAACAAAUCCAUUCCUGAAUGCGGAGGGCAGAGAGGUUUAGUGUUAGUAAGAUUCGAUCACCUUUAAAACACCCCAGUGUGCCAAGUAAGAGAUCAGUUCAGCCGGGACGCAGCUUCACUCAAUGCUGUGACUGUAGGAAUGAAUUUCACAAUGCACUGCUCCGUCUGCUGAAAGAUGGAUGCAAACGCCCACACUGGCUUUAUCACAUGCCAUUUUUAGCAGUACGACUAAAUUACACACGGUUAACACGCUUUCGUGUCUCUGCACAUUUUCAUCCACACGUUUCUUUCUCUAGAACAAACUUGUAUUCACACACUCAUUUUCUCUUGUUGUUUUUCUCUGAAUAUAUAAAAAUCGUCUGUGAUAUUAACCGUCCAAUCAUUUUGCUUGUUUCCUGUUGUUUUCUUUGUGUGUGUGAUGGUUAAAGCUUAUCUAAUGAGUUUAUAAUAGUACAACAGAUUUGCAGAACAACAGCUAGUACAGUAGACUGCAUCAGACGUGUGUGCUUCGCUGCCAAAUAAAACGCUGAAAUGUGCAAAUC